UAGGGCUCUCUCUCUCUCUCUCUCUCUCUCUCUCUCUCUCUCUCUCCUCUCUUCAUUUAAUGGCCGCCGGCGAUCACCGGCGCGGCUACGGCUGGGCUCUUGCCGCCGGCAUCAACGCCGCCCUCGCCGCCGUCGCUGCCAAGUUCUUCUCUUCCCAGAUUCUAAAAUAUGGUUUCGUCAUAUGUUUCAAUUUGAUAAUGUGGGGAUGCUAUGUCAACAGUCUUAAAGCUCUAUCGUCUCUACAAGCUACAGUUACGAACUUUGCUGCCAAUUUUCUAUCUUCGGGUUUAGCAGGAUACUUUCUAUUUGAGGAGCGCCUGCCUGCUCGGUGGUUUGCAGGUGCCGCUCUCAUCAUAGUCGGGGUUUUAAUCCUCAGCAAAUCAAGUGUUGAACAGAAGAGUAAUUCCGAUUAGACAUGAGAGUGCUAAAUUGCGACAAAAGCCUCUAUAUGUGUCGCGAGUUUUCUUUGAUGCCCCCAAAACUUGAAACCUUUAUAUUUCACCUUUAGAGUACAAGCUUUUGUCAGUUUGCUGCCUUCGUCAGCAUUCGGAUAAGUUUGAUUUUAAAAUUUUCUGGGGGCUAUGUGAAGAUCACAACAUUUGGAGGUUUUGCUUAAACUCCAGUUAGUCGGCAGCAAAAGCAGCAUCUAUCAAUGUAUCAAAAUAGAGAAAUGCUUGAUGUACGCCAAAAUCUGUAUUGAUGUAUUGAAAUGCAUUUGUGGAUGGUUCAUUAGAGUUUAGAAUUUAGAGUGUAAUAAUGGUACGUAGGGUUCAGUGAUGGUGUUUAGAUUAUAAUAAUGAUGAUGUCAUGUUAUCUACAACAUUGUUGGAUACCCGUAGCGAUGCUCAUCGAAAUAAGAUGUUCAGGGCAUUCUAUGUA
Ananas comosus (pineapple) is the source of this 879-nucleotide messenger RNA. RefSeq lists its product as uncharacterized. The transcript has 3 exons. The coding region runs from base 60 to 413 and encodes 117 amino acids. NCBI's taxonomy places the organism in Eukaryota, Viridiplantae, Streptophyta, Magnoliopsida, Poales, Bromeliaceae. The record is from RefSeq and is a predicted model, not a curated record.